Molecule: messenger RNA, 1203 nt
Organism: Ctenocephalides felis (cat flea)
Lineage: Eukaryota; Metazoa; Arthropoda; Insecta; Siphonaptera; Pulicidae
Exons: 1
Coding region: 1-1203 (400 amino acids)
Cellular component (GO): nucleus
Molecular function (GO): DNA binding
Source: RefSeq, a predicted model, not a curated record
AUGAGUAUACCAGAAAACUGGGUUACAAAUAAAAUGCCUAGCAGGGAUUGGAUCACCGCUUUUCUUAAACGAAACACAAGUUUUUCGCUUAGAAAACCUGAAACAGCCAAAAUCAAAGCAAUGUCAUUCAACAAAACUAAUGUGCAAGAGUUUUACACAAAAUUAGCAAAGAUUUUGGAUCAAUAUAAAUUCGCAGCUUCUGCUAUAUGGAAUGCAGAUGAAACUUGUGUAUCGACCGUUAGCAAGCUCCCAAAAAAAACUGCUAAUAAAGAAAAGGAACAUGUUGCUGUUGACAAACCAACUGGUGAAUGUGGAACUAAUGUUACUGUUUUAGUUGCAGUCUCCGCUACAGGUUCAUUUAUUCCACCUAUGUUUAUAUUUCCUUGUGAAAAGUUUGAAGAGCGCUUUAUUCAAGAUGGUCCUACUGAUUGCAUAGGUGCUGGGAAUCCAAGUGGCUGUCUUACUCAUGACGAUUUUUUUAUGUAUAUGCAACAUUUUAUCAAGCAAGUCAAGGCUAGUAAAGAAUCACCAGUUUUGUUGAUUUUAAACAACAACUCUUCAUCAUACAUAUCUGUACCAACGUUAGACCUUGCUGAGGAAAAUGGAGUGAUAAUGCUUUCUAUUCCUCGACAUUGCUCCCAGAAAAUGCAACCACUUGACGUGGGAGUAUACGCACUCCUCAGAACAUAUAUGCCAUCAGCUAAAGUUGCAUGGAUGCAAAAUAAUGCUGGAAAGAUGAUGACUAUUUAUGAUAUCCCUGAAAUCGUUCGCACUGCUUUACCUUUAGCUUUAGAACCUAAUAACAUAGUGAGUGGGUUUGAAAAAACUGGCGUAUUUCCCUGCAAUGAAAAUAAAUUUAGCGACGCUGAUUAUGUGUCAUGCCCUAUGGAGGAAGACAAAAAUGAGACAUCAAACAUGGAACAGCCAUCAACAUCCACUUUUUCUCUUUUGCAUAACAUAUUGAGUGGAUUUGAAAAAGCUGGAAUAUUUCCUGACAACCAAAAUAAAUUUGACAUAGCUGAUGAUUUUGCGAUGAAUCCAACGGAAAAUGAGCCACAGCCAUCGACAUCGACGUCAGGUUUGUUGCCAAAUGCACCACAGCCUUCUACAUCAUUGAAUCCACAAGAACCAACGUCGAGUGAAACAGAGGUUGAAACUAUUGAAGUAUUAAUUGAUCCUCUAGAAUUAUUUUCAGAAAAAUGA